This is a messenger RNA of Betta splendens (Siamese fighting fish), 1110 nucleotides long. It is a transcript of the gene hmox1a, whose product is annotated as heme oxygenase 1a. The transcript has 5 exons. Lineage: Eukaryota; Metazoa; Chordata; Actinopteri; Anabantiformes; Osphronemidae. Gene Ontology annotation, biological process: heme catabolic process; heme oxidation; response to oxidative stress. The record is from RefSeq and is a predicted model, not a curated record. Gene Ontology annotation, molecular function: heme binding; heme oxygenase (decyclizing) activity. The coding region runs from base 16 to 972 and encodes 318 amino acids.
CGUCUUUGCUCCGUCAUGUUAAGUGUGAGCAGCGCAGGAACCACGAGUCGGCAGUCUCGCUUCCCGUCUGACUCAGCAGCUGGCGCUGGUAUAAAAGAGGCCGAGAGCCGGAGCCGUCAGAGGCAGCAGGAAGCAGAGGUGACGCCGGAUCAGGACCUUCCACAGUCUCAUUCCACCAAGAACAUGAAGAGUGCAAGAAGAGGAGAGGCUGGAGACGCUGGCAGCGAUUUGUCAGAGCAGAUCAAAGCAGCCACGAAGGAGAACCACAUCCGAGCAGAAAACACGCAGCUGAUGCUGAGCUACCAGAAGGGACACAUCACCACGACCCAGUACAAGGUGCUGCUGUGUUCCCUCUACGAGGUCUACAAGGCUCUGGAGGAGGAGCUGGACUCCAACGCUUCCCAUCCGGCCGUCGCUCCCAUUUACUUCCCUCAAGAACUGGCUCGUCUGGACUCUCUCCAGCGGGAUCUGGAGCAUUUCUUUGGCCCUGACUGGAGCGGGAAGGUGAUCGUCCCUGCUGCCACACACAGAUACACCCAGAGGCUGCGUGAGAUUGGGAAGGAGAACCCAGAGCUGCUGGUGGCCCACGCCUACACCCGGUACCUUGGUGACCUUUCAGGGGGUCAAGUGCUGGGAAAACUUACCCAGAAGUCCCUGGGGUUGAGAGACAGAGAGGGGAUCUCCUUCUUCUCCUUCCCUGGUGUGAGCAGCCCGAACCGCUUCAAGCAGCUGUACAGGAGCCGGAUGAACAGCAUCGAGCUGACGGAGAGGCAGCGGGCGGCGGUUCUGGAGGAGGCAGUGUCAGCGUUCGAGUACAACAUCCAGGUUUUUGAUGAUUUGCAGAAAAUGUUAAGUGUCACAACAGAGACACAGAGAGACGCCAGCGGGUUCCCAUCUUCUCCCAUCAUGCAGUUCACCGCAGGGGUGUGCGUCGCUCUGGUCACAGUUGGAACAGGAAUCUACUUCCUGUAGUUCUUAAAGCUAAAUGCACCUGUAGCACUUUAUUGAUCACUUAAAGUAACAAAGAGGAAAUUUGUCAAAGUAAAAAAAGCCAAAGAUCAUUUUAGGCUCAUGAUUUGUUGAACCGUGAUUAAACAUUUACCAAAAUUA